AUGUCAAUAAUCGCGGAUGAUAAGUGCUUUACUGUGACACCUAUGCAUAAGUGGAGCUACCUAGGCUUUUAUAAAUACCGUUACCGUCAAGAUGACUUUAGUUAUUUAUUUGCAACAGAGUCUUUUAGGCUCAUGAAAUCACUUGAGCGUUUAGCUCAGCAAGACUCUCAGGAAGUUCGAGAAAAAGCAAAUAUCUUGAUCACGUUAAGUAUUACAGUUUGCAUUAUUUACCUAUAUAUAGCACAUGCAAUCACAUGCAGUAUGGGGAUUCCAACUAGUUGGAUAAGAUAUCCAACUUCCACGACUAUGAGGAGUAAUUACGGUUCCUCCUCUGAUGAUUUACGGAUCGUUGUGGUGUAUGGAUCUUCAAGCGGUCAUUUUAUGACUCACUCAACCAGGGAAGGGCAAUUACGGUUUCCCUUCCAGGCUAUGCCUACGGGACUGUUGUGGUCUGCUGGCCAUUACCAAAAACCGGAUAUUAAGAAUUUCUGGGUUGACAUUGAAAAACAAUAUCUGGAAAAAAAGAAUGCUUUGCAAACGUAUGAAUGCCGAACAAAGAUCAAACAAAAGACACAGGUGAUGAUGAAAAACUUAGCUGAUGAAACAGUUUUAGAAAGUCGAGAAAUGAGUGCUACAAUGAGAAUAUAUCAAGAAGAAUCGAACACUGACCAACGACUAAAAACUUCCGAGUAUACAGUUCAAUCAUCAGAUUCUUCCAUAUUUCCUGGAAUUGAGGCGGAAUCUGACGUUUUUAACUCCGAGAACGAUGAAGAUUCUGAAGCAAAUGAUUUGGAUACACCGGAUCAUGAGAAGGCGAUCGAUGAUCAAAAAGAGGUAAAAGAGGAGAGCAACAAUAAAGCGGCAAAGGAAAACAAAAAAGGGCCAUUUAGAAUGCGCGAACAAAAUCGAAUAGAGUUUGCGGAAUCCUAUAGGGCAAUGGACAAAAGUUAUAUGUGGAAACUUUCGUCAGGGAGAAUAGUUGAAGAGUUGUUUAAACUCGGAAAUGAUUUGGAGUUUGAACA
Molecule: messenger RNA, 1022 nt
Organism: Racocetra persica
Lineage: Eukaryota; Fungi; Glomeromycota; Glomeromycetes; Diversisporales; Gigasporaceae
Source: the annotation of a GenBank genome assembly